Lolium perenne is the source of this 1210-nucleotide messenger RNA. RefSeq lists its product as uncharacterized. Gene Ontology annotation, molecular function: DNA-binding transcription factor activity, RNA polymerase II-specific; protein dimerization activity; RNA polymerase II cis-regulatory region sequence-specific DNA binding. NCBI's taxonomy places the organism in Eukaryota, Viridiplantae, Streptophyta, Magnoliopsida, Poales, Poaceae. The record is from RefSeq and is a predicted model, not a curated record. Gene Ontology annotation, cellular component: nucleus. Gene Ontology annotation, biological process: regulation of transcription by RNA polymerase II.
CCUCGAACCACACUCACCAGAUCAUCCCUUGCCUCCAACACUCCCAAGUCCUGAAUUCACAUCUCAAUGGAGGCUGGAGGCCUGAUUUCCGAGGCUGCCUGGACCAUGUUUGACUUACCGCCGCAGGGCGAGGAGUCGGAUAUCAUGGCACAGUUGCUAGGCACCUUCCCCUCCCACGCCGAGGAAGGCCACCAGAAUCUUCCUUGGUACCAGCCUUCCCAGCAAUCCUACUAUGAGUGUAAUCCUAACCCAAGUGCAUGUAGUGACAGCAACACUAGUAGCCUUGGUGUCCCAUCAGAGUGUAUGAGCUACUAUUUGGGUGACUCCGGUGAGACCCUGGGCAUCAGCUCCUGCAUUGCAUCAGAUGGCCUCAACUUGGUCCAGGAGCAAGGUGCAACUGAGUAUCUGAAUAUGAUCCCAGACAUUUCCCAUGAUUUAUAUGGGAAUGGUGAGUCCAGCUGCGAGGAUCUCGAUUCAGUCGGUGGUACUAACAAGAGAAAGCACUCGACUAAAGAAGAAAUCAACGGCCAAGCAAAGGGUCGGAAGCAGUGCGCAAGAAAGGCUGAACCGAAGCGAGCAAAGAAGGCCAAGCAAACCGAAGCGAGCUGCUGCACCUCUGACAAUGACUCGAAUGUUUCUCAAGAGUCAGCAGAAGCUGGCGAUGUUAGUCCGAAAGGCAAGGCCCGGGCUGGCCGUGGAGCCGCAACUGAUCCCCAGAGCCUCUAUGCAAGGAAGAGGAGGGAGAGGAUCAAUGAGAGGCUGAAGACACUGCAGACCCUAGUGCCCAACGGAACUAAAGUAGAUAUGAGCACCAUGCUUGAGGAGGCAGUUCAGUAUGUGAAGUUUCUGCAGCUUCAGAUCAAGGUCCUGAGCUCCGAUGAAAUGUGGAUGUACGCACCGAUUGCGUACAACGGGAUGAACAUUGGACUUGAUCUGAACAUGUAGAGAUGAUUUUGGCAGUCUCGAGCGCAUUUCGUAUUUGAGAUUGAGGAGUUCGCCACUAACCAUGCAACGAAGUGAUUUUGGAAGCUGCCCAUCAUAGGUGCAAGAGUAGCAUACCGGAGCCUGUGAAGAUUCCUUUUUAGAGGAUUAGUAAAUAGUAAAGCUAAGAUAUUAUAAUACAUCUUUUUUUCUUGAUAUUAGCAUGAAAUGCUAGAUGUCAACAAGUUGUAAAUUCAUAUAUGUUCUCUUUAGAACAAAUAUAAUUUAC